This is a messenger RNA of Asparagus officinalis (garden asparagus), 957 nucleotides long. RefSeq lists its product as uncharacterized. The record is from RefSeq and is a predicted model, not a curated record. The transcript is spliced from 3 exons. NCBI's taxonomy places the organism in Eukaryota, Viridiplantae, Streptophyta, Magnoliopsida, Asparagales, Asparagaceae. The coding region runs from base 1 to 957 and encodes 318 amino acids.
AUGGAUGAUACCGUAGAAACAUCUGAACAAAGUGGAGAAUCAAGUCGGCGGAAGAGGGUGAAACAAGUUGCUCCCAAAGGGAUUCCAAACGUUCGUUGGAAACCUCAAUGGUCAAAGUCAUUAAUGUUAUUUUUAAUAGAACAAGUACGUGGUGGAUACAAAGUUGACAAGGGAUUCAAAGCUCCCGUUUAUAUUGCUGCAGCAAAGCAUAUCAAUGAAGAAUUUGGAAUCAACAUUUCAGAUAAUAACGCUUACAAUCAUUGGAGGACCCUAAAAACAAGGUGGGUUAGAAUUCAAAGGCUAAAGGAGUUGAGUGGAGUUGGAUGGGAUGAAGAAAACAAAGUCAUCCAAAUGGGUGAAGAGGAAUAUUCUACAUAUAUCGAGGCAAAUCCAAAGGACGAACCGUUCAUUAAUAAACCUAUCCAGUUCUAUGAAGAAAUGAGUUUGAUAUGCGGCAACGAUCACGCAACGGGGAAGUACACCGUUGAUACUCACCAGCCUAUUGGAUUAGAAGACAUUGAGGAAGUAAUGGAGGAUGGCACUGAAACUAAUGACAUGAUGGAAGAUAUGGAUAUGAUUGGCCGUAUUGAUUCCACCUCUUCUAGGGGUACUUCAAUACAAUCUUCAACUCGUGGUCCUAGUGGAUCAAUAUCUCAAGGAUCUAAAGUUAAGAACAAAAUCAAGAGUGGAAAAAAAAUAAAAGAUUUACAACUUGAGAUGAUGUCGAAAAUGGCCACGGGGGUUUGUGGAGUUUCAGAGGUUAUGUUGAUGAAACACCAAGCUGAAAAUGAAAGAGCAAGAAAGAUAAUUGAAGAGUUGGGAAAGCUUCAAAGCUUUAAGCAACAAGACCUAGACAAGGCAUGUGACUUUUUAAUGGAGCAUUCUUCCAUCGCUGCAGGUUUUCUUAUGAGAUCUCAUGAGCAAAAGGUAGAAAAGGCUAUAUUUGUAGUUUUCUGA